UUGGCGCUCCACCUGUUGGCAGCCGGUCAGGUUGUGCCCCUCAGAGGUCAGACUGAGGGGACAGCCCUGAACCAUCCCUCCCUGACCAUGAGCCCUUUACGCCACAGGGGCUCGGCCAUUGCCAAGAUUGUGGGUUCCAACGCUGCUCGCAAUCCAAAUUUUGACAACACCGUCAAGAUGUGGGUGUUUGAGGAGAUGGUGAAUGGACGCAAACUGACCGAAAUCAUCAACACCAGCCAUGAGAAUGUGAAGUAUCUUCCAGGACACAGGCUUCCAGAUAAUGUGCUGGCAGUGCCAGAGCUGGAGGACGCGGCCCGCGACGCCGACAUCCUGGUGUUUGUGAUCCCACAUCAGUUUGUGGGCAAAGUGUGCGACACUAUAAAGGGCCGGAUUAAGAGUGAUGCCCUGGGAAUAUCCCUCAUCAAGGGGGUGGACGAGGGGCCCGACGGCCUCAAGCUCAUCUCCGACGUGAUCCAGGAGAAGCUGGGCAUCACCAUGAGCGUGCUGAUGGGCGCCAACAUCGCCAACGAGGUCGCCGACGAGAAGUUCUGUGAAACCACCAUCGGCUGUAAGAAUAAAAACCAUGGAGCUCUCCUCAAGGAGCUGAUGCAGACCAGCAAUUUUCGAGUAACUGUUGUAGAGGAGUACGACGUGGUGGAAAUCUGUGGAGCUCUGAAGAACAUAGUCGCGGUGGGUGCGGGUUUCUGUGACGGCCUGGGCUUCGGGGACAACACAAAGGCAGCGGUCAUCCGGCUGGGCCUGAUGGAGAUGAUUGCCUUCGCCCGCAUUUUCUGCACAGCCGGGCCCGUCUCUUCGGCCACCUUCCUGGAGAGCUGCGGGGUGGCCGACCUCAUCACCACCUGCUACGGCGGCCGCAACCGCAGAGUCGCCGAAGCUUUCGCCAAGACGGGAAAGUCCAUCGAGGUUCUGGAGAAGGAGAUGCUGAACGGGCAGAAGCUGCAGGGGCCGGCCACCGCCGCCGAGGUGUACCUCAUCCUCAAGCACAAGAACCUGAUAGACAAGUUUCCGCUGUUCAACGCCGUCUAUCAGAUCUGCUUUCAGGGCCAUCCCGUCACAGAGUUCAUCAGCUGUUUGCAGAACCACCCAGAACACAUGUAA
Messenger RNA from Menidia menidia (Atlantic silverside), 1119 nucleotides. The record is from the annotation of a GenBank genome assembly. NCBI's taxonomy places the organism in Eukaryota, Metazoa, Chordata, Actinopteri, Atheriniformes, Atherinopsidae.